This is a messenger RNA of Drosophila erecta, 1122 nucleotides long. RefSeq names its product seminase. Gene Ontology annotation, molecular function: serine-type endopeptidase activity. The record is from RefSeq and is a predicted model, not a curated record. Gene Ontology annotation, biological process: proteolysis. Bases 1 to 774 code for a protein of 257 amino acids. NCBI's taxonomy places the organism in Eukaryota, Metazoa, Arthropoda, Insecta, Diptera, Drosophilidae. The transcript has a single exon.
AUGGUUGGCUUGUGGUUGCUCUGGUGGCUCUGCCAUUUAGCAUUCGUCGUUCCCAGCUCCUCCAGCAGAACGCGCAUAGUGGGCGGCAAGGAGACAACUAUUUCGGAGGUUCCGUACCUGGUUUACCUGCGGCAAAAUGGUCACUUUAUCUGCGGAGGAUCCCUAAUCUCCACCACAGUAGUCCUAAGUGCAGCGCAUUGUGUUUAUGGAUCCCAGCCGGUGGACUUUACGAUUCAUGCCGGCGCAAGUCGUUUGGAGCAAGAAGCUCCAGUGGCUCGCAAUGUAGCUAUGUUUCACACUUCGCCCAGCUACUCUUCCACCAACUUCGACAUGGACGUAGCUUUGCUGGAGCUGCAGGAGGCCGCUUUGCUAAUCCACGGUAAAGUCGCCACAAUUAGUCCUUGUCGCAAUCCGCCGGAGGGUAAUGCGUAUGCCAGGAUUAGUGGUUGGGGAGUGACCCGCGAAAACGACCGUGAUCCUGCCGAACAGGUCCGCACUGCCACUGUGCGAGUGCUUCCAGGAGCGGAAUGUAAGCUCUCAUAUGCCGGAGUUGGCCAAUUAAGCGAUUCUAUGCUAUGUGCCGCCGUGCGCGGUCUCCGCGAUUCUUGCUCUGGAGAUUCCGGAGGUCCUUUGGUCUACCGCGGUCAGGUUUGUGGCAUUGUCUCCUGGGGAUUCGGCUGCGCACGACCUUCUUUUCCAGGUGUUUACACCAAUGUGGCUAGCGGAAGGGUUCGUGACUUUAUAGAACAAACUUUACGCAGGAUUGGAAACUGAAAUUGUUAUGGAAUGUGCUUGUUGAUUUGCAAUUUGUAUUAAUCAUCUAAUGAUUAUAGCCAUUACAUUUUGAUCAGACAGUAUUGAAUCUUGUUAUUUUUUAAAACUAUUAGACCUCGACAAAUCGUUUCCUUAUUAAUUGAGGUUUCAUGAUCACCAUACCUUUGUAUCGGAAACGGGCUAAAUGGAACAACAUUUAAACGAAAUUAGAAUGGCACGAUGAUCUUAAAAAAAUACAGUUUAAUCGCCAACUAUUCAAUGAACUAAUUUAUGGAUUUGAACCAACGGCAGAAGGUCGGUAAAAGCGCCUAGAAUACCCACAUAAAGCCCCCUUGCGCAGCACUUUUU